GUGGUGAUGAACCGGAGAAGCGCGCACGAAGGCCAAAAGAGCAUCGUUCGCGGUGCGGCGACGUUCCCGCCGCAUAGCAGACCCACUAAACUGAAUUGAGCGACUCAGUCUGUAUCAAUGCACGGUCACGGACACAGCGAGGCUGAUAGUUAAUCAGUGAUAGGGAAGUGAGGAGAAAAGUGCGCGAGUGACUUAUUCGUGCAUUUCUAAUGCUGCUUUGAAACGACCGCAAGGCCAGGAAUAUAAUAAAACACGUUACAUCUGCAGCAAUAGUGUGCAUAUCGAAUCUGAAAGUUGUGGAGGAAGAAUACCGAAGACAAGUGUUGUAAUAAUUGAACCAUUCGUUUGUUUAGUGCGGUUUGGCAGUCAAUAUGAGAUCAUUUGGGCUGCUGUUAUGUUUAUGGUUCUUCACCAGUCAAGGCACCUUUUCCUACAUUGUGGAUCCAGGACCUAUUGUUAAAGCGACCAAAGGUGCAUUGUGGCCAAAACCAAAAACCCAAACCGUUAGCCAGCGAUACUCGGUGAUCAAGCGGCCAACGUUCCAUUUCCAGGUUGUCAAUCAAACGUGCGAUAUUCUAACCAAAGCCGUCGAUCGCUACCAGAAUAUUGUGCUAAAUGUCGGCAACGAUUCCCGGCGAUCACUGUUUAGCGCCAGCGGGACGAAUAAAAUUAUCUCCAGACGAUCAUGGCGUUCGGAUAUGAACUUCAACGAUUAUUUAGAAGAAGUGACUCUGAACCUCAAGGCACCAUGCGAAAAACUACCGUACUUAGGAAUGGAUGAAUCUUAUAACAUUGUGAUUAGCGAAACACGGGCCACAAUUGAGUCGUUUUCUGUUUGGGGCAUGCUGAGGGGCUUGGAAUCGUUUUCGCAGUUGGCAGUACUUUCAAACGAUGGAAGUAUGCUCUAUGUCAAUCUGACAAUCAUUACGGACAAUCCCCGAUUUUCCCACCGAGGACUUCUGGUCGAUACUUCACGUCAUUUUAUUUCCGUCUGUACGUUGAUCAAAAUCCUCGAUGGAAUGGCAUACAACAAACUGAAUGUUUUUCAUUGGCACAUUGUCGACGACCAUAGUUUUCCCUACCAGAGCAAGGCGUAUCCCGAGUUGAGCGAGCAAGGUGCCUAUCACCCCUCGAUGAUCUACACACCACAGGACGUACAGAAUAUCAUCGAAGAGGCUCGCAUUAGGGGCAUUCGGGUCGUAUCGGAAUUCGAUACUCCCGGUCAUACCCGAUCUUGGGGUGUUUCCCAUCCAGAACUGCUGACCGCAUGUCAGGCACAGUAUCAGGGCAAACUUGGUCCAAUUGAUCCGACCAAGGAAUCGACGUACACUUUCUUGUUCAAGCUGUUCCAGGAGGUUGUUGAGGUAUUCCCAGACCAGUUCGUUCACCUUGGCGGUGAUGAAGUUGGAUUUGAAUGCUGGGCCAGCAACCCUGACGUGAUGGAGUACAUGAAGCAAAAUAGGCUCUACUCAUUUGAAAUGUUGGAGGAGAAAUUCAUUCAGCGCAUUGUCGAUCAGAUCGAUGUGCUGAACAGGAGUUCCCUUGUCUGGCAAGAAGUCUAUGUCAACGGAGUGCGCUUACCGGAUGGAACUGUCGUACAUGUUUGGACAGGGAACCGUCAGGAUCUUCUAAACAGGAUUACCAGUGAUGGCCUACCCGCACUGCUCUCAUCAUGUUGGUAUUUAGAUCAUUUGAACACUGGAGGAGACUGGCGAAAAUUCUACAAUUGUGACCCACAUGACUUCGUUGGAACCCAGAAACAAAAGGAUCUGGUUUUAGGUGGUGAGGCGUGUAUGUGGGCUGAGGUUGUUGACGAUAACAACAUUCUACAACGGAUCUUCCCGCGAGUUUCUGCCACGGCCGAAAAACUCUGGUCACAAGUAGAUGUUACCAAUAUCGAUGAUGCUGCCCGGCGCUUGGAAGAGCAUACAUGUCGUAUGAAUUUACGCGGCAUACCGGCUCAACCUCCCAAUGGACCUGGGUUGUGCUUGUGAGGUUUCGUGAAAAGGUGAUUUACAAAAAAAAUACACUUCAUGGUGAAUUAUAAAACGUAA
This is a messenger RNA of Armigeres subalbatus, 2054 nucleotides long. RefSeq names its product beta-hexosaminidase subunit beta-like. Gene Ontology annotation, biological process: carbohydrate metabolic process; glycosaminoglycan metabolic process; ganglioside catabolic process. The record is from RefSeq and is a predicted model, not a curated record. The transcript has 7 exons. Gene Ontology annotation, molecular function: beta-N-acetylhexosaminidase activity. Lineage: Eukaryota; Metazoa; Arthropoda; Insecta; Diptera; Culicidae. Gene Ontology annotation, cellular component: membrane; lysosome. Bases 372 to 1994 code for a protein of 540 amino acids.